AUGCUAGCUCUAAGUGAGACUGUCAGGACUUCGACGUGGGAGGACGCCAAGAACAGCUUUACCAGUCCAGCACUUGUUGGGCCGCCUUCGUUAGAGCUGUCAGCUUACAAGAAGGUACCUAGCAGUAAGAAGCGCACCGACGCCCGCCAAGGAACGAUAGAUCAAGACCCAGAAUUCAUGGCCUUUCUCGAGGGGCUCGCCAAUCCAGUGCCGCUUCGCGACAGUGCCGAUCUGGAUGAUGGAGAUGAUGCUAACAAGGGCGAAAUUAAAGUUACAACAACCCCCCUUGUCGAGUAUUUGAAAGAGAAGAGGGCCAACAGAUUGAAAGACUCGGUUUCCGGCAAGAAGCGUGGUGAAGGCAAGGGUAAGGGCUCUAGGGAGGACGAAUCUGCCAAAAAGAAGGGCCGAGAACCAAAGACCGAAAAACCUGAAAGGGUAGAGAAGGGCUCAAAGACGACGGUCAAGAUCCUGACGAAAAAGGCCGCUACCGAACAAGCAGCGGAUGCCGCAAAGAACGUGGCGAAAGCAAUCAAUGCCGCCAUUUCCCAAGACGCACCGAAAAACAGACGUGCUGGAAUCGCUACCGCAGCUCGUAUUCUCCAGCGCGAUCUGGGUCUUAGCCCGGGAUCUGCUCAUAGAAAGGCGCGACAUGACGCAGCUAAGGCUGAAGCCAAAGCCAAAGAGGCAAAUCAGGCAAACCAGGCAGAAGAGGUGCAGGAGGCUAGUCAAAUAGCAGAGCCUGCGACGACCGAGGAGGGCAAAGGAAAAGUCAAUGGUACAACCGGAAAGCCCCAAUCAGGAAGAAGGGGCCGGGAGGCCAAGAAUGGAGCGAAGGUGACCACAGCCCCUGAAGGCCAGUUACAAUCCACAACAAUCAACCCACCUGUGAUUCUCAAGAAGAAACCGGAAGGGCAAGCAAAUGCGUCAAGCAGCACAGCUGGUUCCACCACGGGAUCAACCAACCAGCAGACUACAGCGCUGAAACCGGCAACGGAUAAGAACUUGAAGCCUACGGCGACUAAUAGCAAGGCUGGCCAGUCACAAAAGAAGCUGCAAUCAGUCACGGCAGGUGCAACAAGAGCAUUUGUAAAGCAUGCUAUCCAAUCUCAAGGAGUUACCGAAGUCGCACUCCGGCAAGCCUUGGAGCCGCUUGGAACCAUCACGGCCAUUGAGAUGGACAAGCGCAAAUCAUUUGCUUACGUCGACUUUGCUGACCAUGGCGGACUUGUCAAGGCAGUGAAUGCAAGCCCCUUGGCUGUUGCACAGUGCUCGGUGCAGAUUCUGGAGCGCAAAGAUAAGAAGCCAACAACAACGAGCCCUCCUACAGUCGCAGGUACAGCAUCUGUCUCCGCGGAAGGGGACAAGGACAAGUCGAAGACCGGCGAGAAAGAGAAAGAGAAGGGAUCCGAAGGCGGACCUACAAGACGCGGCCGCCGGGGUAGAGGUGGCCGGGGGAACAAUGGAGGAGGUGCCUCCAAUGCCCAAGCGACUAGUGCUUCCGCAGGUCAGGCUGCACCAAAGAAUGCGGCGCCGGUAACGUUAGGAUGA
This is a messenger RNA of Cordyceps fumosorosea ARSEF 2679, 1548 nucleotides long. RefSeq names its product Regulator of nonsense-mediated decay, UPF3. The transcript has a single exon. The coding region runs from base 1 to 1548 and encodes 515 amino acids. NCBI's taxonomy places the organism in Eukaryota, Fungi, Ascomycota, Sordariomycetes, Hypocreales, Cordycipitaceae. The record is from RefSeq and is a predicted model, not a curated record. Gene Ontology annotation, cellular component: cytoplasm; nucleolus. Gene Ontology annotation, biological process: positive regulation of translation; nuclear-transcribed mRNA catabolic process, nonsense-mediated decay. Gene Ontology annotation, molecular function: mRNA binding.